AUGGGUAUGCUUGGAAUCGCCUUCACAGGAGGUGGAAAGAGGGACGACGAACUUACAGUCAACGAGAAGCAGACCGCUAUGUUCAUCAUGCAAACCAUGUUCUGCCUUGCCGCCAUCCCCGUCAAAUGGGCCAUUUGCUUCACCUUACUCCGCAUCGCCAAUGGGAAAAAGGCAUAUGAGUGGUCAAUAUAUGCGAUUAUGGCGGCGGUUGCGUGUGUUAUGGCCUCGACGACUAUAUACGAGUUCUUCCAUUGCACACCAAUUGCAAUGAACUGGAAGGCUGUGGAAGGAGGCACCUGCAAGGCGCAAAGCAACAUUACUGGAUUCAGCUUUGCGCUCUCUGCGGUUUCAAUCUUCUCGGAUUGGUUUUGCGCAAUCAUUCCCAUUCCACUCCUUUGGAACGUCCAGAUCGAUCUCCGCGUCAAGAUCUCCAUCAUCGCCCUCCUCGGCCUCGGUAUAUUCGCAUCAACAGCAGCCAUCGUUCGCCUCACCGUAACACUCAACCUCAGCGCAACAACAGACUUCCUCUACUACGCUAUGCCUGUAGCUGCAUGGGCGCAUGCUGAGCUUGGGCUUGGCGUUGUCCUCGCAAACCUUUCGGCCUUGCGUCCCCUUCUCGAGAAGAUGCUCGACCUUGGAUCGACAUUGCGCAGCAGCAAGAAGCGUACCGGCGAUCAGGCGUCUGGCGAUGCAUACAUGGAGCUUGAGGAGGGUAUCGGCAGUAAAAAGAGGACAAUGUUGUCGAAGAGGCUGAGCGGGCGAACAGGACUCAAGGCAGCUGUUGGUGUUGGAGAAGAUCCGGAUGGUACCUCAUCUCUAGGUGACGAUGAUAGGUCUACGCGCAACAUUAUGAGCCGACACGGGCCGCAUAACAUACAGAUAGACCAUGAGUAUGAGCUCUUGGUUUUAGAUACACUGACAGUCAUUUUCAUUUCCAUCUUAACAUCCCACGCCUUCUUCUCUCACCCCAAGGCAGUAUCCUCGUUGAACAAGAUGUCUCACCUUGACAGCAACAGUACUCCACCAGACACCUUGUCCGAGAAGCACAUUCCAGGACCCGGCACAUCUCCCACUUCCCUCAAUCCUGAAGAAGCGGACCGACUACGAUCCAAGGCCCUUUCGACUGAUGUCUCCAAGCUACAAAAUGGUUACUUCUUCAGUGCAAGGAUCGUUGGCUCAUUCUCUGGAACUGGAAUCGUCGUACUUGCGACGUAUUUCCAGUUCCAAGCCUUAGCUGCUGCGAUAUCUUCCGUCAACGCAGACAUCGGGCCAAGCGCCAACGUUGCCCUCGUCAGUACAGUAUGGACCGUGUCGCAGCCUAUCUCCCUCUUGCUGUUUGGUCGACUCAGCGAUCGCUUUGGGCGCCGCAACUUUGCCUUGGGUUCCUGCGUGCUUGCGAUCAUUGGUGGCAUCGUCGCGGCCACAGCGCAGUCUAUCGAGACGUUGAUUGGAGCCGAAGUUAUUAUGGGCAUCGCGUCUGGAGUGCCAGCAGCGUAUCCACUCCUAGCGGGCGAGCUCGUAAGUAACAGGUACAAAUAUGUUGGUACUGCUCUAGUCGUCGUGCCAAAUGUGAUUGCGACCGGCUUUGGGGCAUACAUUGGUCUGCGAUUGGUUCAGGUAGCUGAUUGGCGAUGGAUCUUCUACAUAUACAUUAUGAUGAUGGUUCCCGGCGCUGUCUUGUGGUUUUUCUUCUACCAUCCGCCUUCUUAUACCCAGCUUCACGGCAAGAAGUCCAGCAAGAUCACCGAACUCAAGAAGGUCGACUGGACAGGGGUCGCCCUUUUGGUAGCUGGUCUGGCUCUUUUCCUACUUGGCAUCUCUUGGGGCGGUCCUGCACAGCCGUGGUCAUCUCCAAGAAUCCUCGGUCUUUUGCUCUCGGGUGCAGUGGCCAUUAUCGCGUUUAUCCUCUACGAGGUCUUCCUAACGCCGGUACAACCGAUCGUUCCGAUGCGCUUCUUCCGCGACAUACGUGGGUUCACCUGUCUGGAAGUCAUUUCAGCGACUUACGGUGUCAUCAAUAUCGCGCUUUUCGUUAUGUGGCCACAACAGGUUGUCUAUAUCUUUGGUUCCACUGUUAGUUCCUGGGAGGAGACCGCAUGGCUUUCAACAACAGCUGCAUUCGGCCUUUGGGGCGGGAUAGUCAUUCUCGGUCCUCUUAUGUCGUGGAUUGGCCACAUCAGAUACCAGAUCUUGGUCUCUUCGAUCUGGAUGACCGCUUUCCUUGGUGCAAUGGCCAGCAUCACGGUGGAAAACAAAGCUCGUGCGAUUGCCUUUUCGUUUCUGGCGGGUUGGACCAUUGGGUGGGGCGAGGUCAUCGCAGCGAUUGUCGUACAGUAUGUAGUCUCAGACCAAGACCUCGGUGUUGCGUUCUCUGUGAUCUCGGCAUCCCGCACUAUCUUCGGUUCCAUCUUCACGGCCGCAUUCAUCGCAGUGUAUACGAACAAAGUGCCGGGCUACCUUGCAUCGAUAGUACCGCAACGCGUUUUAGCAGAUGGACUACCGGAAAGCUCCUUGAGUGCGCUAAUGGCAGCUGCCGCGACCGCCAACCAAACAGCUCUUCUAGAAAUCGAUGGCAUGACACCGGAACUGCUUCGCACCACCAACAUAGCUAUCAGCGAUGCUUACUCCGAAUCGUAUGCUUACGUAUACUACUUCGCUGUCGCUAUCGGGGUGCUUGCAAUCGGCGCGUCACUGUGUAUGCGCGAUUUCGAUGGCUAUCUUACUGGCCAUGUAUCGAGGCAGCUGUACCGCAAGAGAGACACCAGCACUGACCCAUUGGAAGCUACCACACAGGUAGCUGGUCAAGGCUCGGUCGACGACAGCGACGGUGCCACGAAGGCCUGA
Molecule: messenger RNA, 2844 nt
Organism: Alternaria metachromatica
Lineage: Eukaryota; Fungi; Ascomycota; Dothideomycetes; Pleosporales; Pleosporaceae
Exons: 6
Coding region: 1-2844 (947 amino acids)
Biological process (GO): transmembrane transport
Molecular function (GO): transmembrane transporter activity
Source: RefSeq, a predicted model, not a curated record